AAACAAUAAAUACGUAAAUGUCCGUUCUCAAUUGUAGAGUCACAUUACACUUUAGAAACCACAGGAAGUCUUUCGAAUGAAUCUUUAUCUGACUCCGUAAUUUCUAAAAUAACAGUCGACUAGUCGAACGUCUCGGUUUUCCGCGAACCGAAAUCUAUCUCACUGUCUCACCAGUUGACUUUCAAAGUUAAUUAAUGAGAUUCUACCACAUGGAUGGUUCUGGAAUGUUCUACUAAUCGUUUACAUCAGGUUAAACUUAGUGAUUGCAAAUAAAGUGAAUAACGGUCAUUUUUACGAUGGAUUAUUGUUUGGUUAGCGUUGGUUUUACACUCUACUUUUCACGUUACAUUUCGCUAAAACUACUUUUUUUUUACCAUUUGUUGACAGUGGUUUUUAGCAGUCUUUGGGGAAAUUCACUGGCAUUCAUCAAAUAAUUUAAUUGACGUCAUCUCCCUCUGGAGUCCAUACUACAGACGUCCAGUCUGUUAAAGUGACAGACUGAACCUACAGACACCUACAGGUACCGCUGGGCAAUGACUAGUAAAAAAGUUGACAGAUGUUAAAUCAUAAACUUUUACUUGACAAACGUCUCAUAAAUGAGAUUUUCCGUCGAACCUCGCUGUUUGGUCGGACGAACCCAAGCCGCUGGAGGAACAAGCUAACCCUCCGAGUGCCUCUCAACGGUCGGACCGACACGGACCUCGGCAUCCAGGGGACCUCACUUAACGACAUCUUGUACAAGAACGCCGCCUUCCUCAAUCUGGUGGAUCCCAUUUCCCAUGAGCUGCUGCUCAGUCUGGCCCGAGACCUGCAGUGUCCGAAAAAGGAGACCGACUCUUUCAAAUCCACAAAUAAGAUCUGCCGUCAGCUGAUCUACCACCUGACGCCCCACUCCAAAUGGACCAGACAGAGCGUUCCCAGGAGGAAGUCUCAGGCUUGUCUGAAGACCACGCUGAAGAAGAAGCUGUCAGGCGAUGUUGUCAACCUGUCAGGAAUCCCGCUGUCCGGCCGGGACAUCCACCGCGUGGUCUUCUACCUCCAGAGCAUCAGCGACUCCGUGUCGACCGUGGACCUGAGCUUCACCGAGCUCAGGGACGAGAGCCUGCGGCUGCUGCUGCCUCACCUCAGCUGCCUGCCCAAACUCACCAUCCUGGCCGUCAACGGCAACCGCCUGACGGUGGCCAUCCUGAAGGACCUGACCGACACGGUCAAAGACCCGCGCAGGUUCCCCAGUCUGGCCUGGAUCGACUUGGGCAACAACGUGGACAUCUUCACCGUACCGCAGCCGCUGCUCGUAGCCCUGAGGCGACGCUUCGGCCUACGCAGCAGCCUCCCGACCAUAUACGAGUACAGCGAGGCCCAGGCGUUAAGUCGAUACAACCCGUGCCUGGAGACCUCCGUGGAGGAGCCCAGUCUUUAUGAAGAAGCGGACGUGGAGGACGACGAUCGAGAAGAGGAGGUGGACAGGCUAGAACUCCAGGCCUGGGGCUUCAGAGAGGAGACCGUGUCAAAGAGUGUGUCGGUUCACUUCUGUGGGAGGUGAUCCGUCUUUGACUGGCAGCCUCUCGUACUCAGUAACCCCCGCAUCAGCCCCGGCCGACGGAGCGCUCCUGCGUUAGCUGCUGUCUCUGUGGCAGGAGACGCUUACGGUGACGCACGUUUCUGAAAAUAACUUUUGAAAAUAAAGUAACCGUGUGUUGUCUUUCUGUGAAUGCUGAAAUCGGACCAUGUGAUGUUUGAACACGUGGACUGACUUCGCCAGUAUUCAUCGCAGGGACCAGGCGGUCGUACUGGGUUUUUCAUCGUCCCGCUCUCACGCCUUGAUGCUUUUCAUGGAUCCAUAGUGUAGCUUUGCAAGCAGAGAGCAGAGUCCUGGGUUCUGGGGGCCACAUUCAGCCUAAUUAAAUGUCAAGUGGGCCGGACCAGUAAAAUCAUCACAUAAUUAUCUAUAAAUAAUAAUAAUAAGCCCAUGUUUUUUAUCUCUUUUUUCACACAAAGAGGUACUCGUGUUUGAAAAAACAUCAUAUACAUAAAAUGUUUUGGGUUUUUUUUUUCAUUUCAAAAUUUAUCAACCGGGCCAGAAUUAACCUCCUU
Cynoglossus semilaevis (tongue sole) is the source of this 2094-nucleotide messenger RNA. It is a transcript of the gene lrrc75bb, whose product is annotated as leucine rich repeat containing 75Bb. The record is from RefSeq and is a predicted model, not a curated record. Bases 557 to 1543 code for a protein of 328 amino acids. The transcript is spliced from 4 exons. Lineage: Eukaryota; Metazoa; Chordata; Actinopteri; Pleuronectiformes; Cynoglossidae.